Polyodon spathula (Mississippi paddlefish) is the source of this 951-nucleotide messenger RNA. Its product is annotated as tumor necrosis factor ligand superfamily member 14-like. The record is from RefSeq and is a predicted model, not a curated record. NCBI's taxonomy places the organism in Eukaryota, Metazoa, Chordata, Actinopteri, Acipenseriformes, Polyodontidae. Gene Ontology annotation, cellular component: membrane. Gene Ontology annotation, biological process: immune response. The transcript has a single exon. Gene Ontology annotation, molecular function: tumor necrosis factor receptor binding. The annotation marks the transcript as partial.
GGUGUAACUGCAGUAUCUCUGGCGACGGUCCAUUACGCUGGGAAGCUAAGAAUGGAGAUGCCUUCACUUUCAACAUUGACUACAAGGAUGGAGCCCUGGUUAUCAGAAAGGAAGGCUACUACUUCAUCUACUCCAAAAUCUUUUACGGACAAAUUGAGUGCCAGGGACAAAAACGCAUGUUCAAGCACUACGUCAACAGGAAAACUGAAAGAUAUUCAGGAGAACUGGAGCUGAUGGAUAACAGGAAGUUCUACUGCAGUGGCGCCCAGAGGUCUUGGUUGGGUAACAGUUUCCUGGGAGGGAUUUUCCACCUGUUUGAAGGCGAUCAGAUCUACGUGACGGUGAACGAAAAGAGCCUCCUCCGACUGCAGGGGAGCACUGAAAACUUCUUCGGCGCAUAUCUGAUUUAACCCCCUCCUCUUCUCUCCUCCUCCCACUGGUGCAGUACCUUUUCAUACUAGCUUGCCAUGUGUUCCCCUUGUCUUUCGCGUUCUCAUUUCAAAGAGAAGGCUGUAAAGGGCUGGGGAGAUCAUAGGGACCUUUGUAAGCGCAGGCAGAAGCCUGCGCGAUCCAAUUUGAUGUUAAAAAAAAUAUUAAAAAAAUGAUGAGGGCCAUUAUAGGCGCUCCUGCAAAGAUGACUGUAAUCUGAUGUUACUUCUAAGUAGGAGUGAAUGUUUUGACUGGUGAUAGUUACUGUGUGCUGUGUCUAGUCACACAUGGUAAUGAACUUAUCCCCGCCUGCUGCCUCUUCACCAAACUCAAAAUGGGAUCUUAGUCCAAAUUAGUCUAGUCGAUGCCUAUAAGCCCAGAAGCAAUUAAGCAAUUAAACAGACAUAGGGAACUAGGCUACAAUGAAUUAUAUAGAACAGGGUUUACAUUUAAAGCUGAGGGAACACAAAGUCACUUUGUGGAUUGGAACUUGGUUUCAGAAGACUAGGUUUCAGGUCUCUG